CACACCCGUCGGCACAUGUAUAUAAGUGUAGUGAACGCGCUAUUGUUCUGGGAUAUUGUCUUAGGUGUGCUAACUACACACAUUCACCUGUCAACAUUAGGUAUCUGUUCUUCGCUUCAUUAAAUAUUUAUACAGUUCGCUUAAACAGACAGGUAUAUAUCUAUAUACAUUUUCGCGCUGAAUAUCAUACAAAGUUUUAUAUAAAUUAUAAACUUUCCCCGAAGAAAUCGGCUUUUCUUCAUCUACAAUUGACGAUGUAUUUCCUCGACAUAUAUUUGUGGAUUUUGAUGUCACUUCGGUUUGGGAUUUUUACAUUUCUGAUACAAAUCUCCGAGCAGUUGCCUUUGUACGAUUCUCGCCAUAACUUGACCGGGGAGGAGUACGAUCCGGAAGAUGCCAUGUAUGUCAAGGCUGAUGUCGUCCGUUCAAGGUUGUGGCCAAGUCUAGAAAAUGGAGGCUUUGAGACCCAGCCAUUGUCAAUCCAGGACGGCCAGUCAUUUACAGACAAGAUGAGGGUGAUGAGAGCAUUAGCAGGGAUUGAGAGGCGUAUGGAGGAACUGCAUGGUUUAAAACAGCCGGAAAAUAGGAACCUGUUUAGCACAGUAAACUAUGUUUACGAAAUGGACAUUAUUUUGACUCCAUCACAAGCUGAGACGAUCUAUGAGCAUGGAAAGAUAAGACAGAAGAGAAAGAUGUCUGCGAGCAUCACAAGUCUCUGGGAAAUGCCCAUAUACUACUAUUACGCCGGCACUCAUACGCCGCAAAUGGAACAAACAGUAGAAAGCGUAAUAGCCGAAUGGGCCAAUCUGACUUGUCUCAACUUCAGCAGGGCAUCCGGACCGGUCACGUGGGAACAAGGCAACAAAAACAACGUAACGAUCGAAUUCACUCCAAACGGAUGUUGGUCUUAUGUCGGCAAGAAGGAAAAUGCAGACAACGUCCAAAAAGUGUCAGUGGACGGAUGUGUUUACAAAGGACGAAUUGCUCACGAACUAGGUCAUGUGAUUGGGUUUUGGCACGAGCAAGCACGACCUGAUAGGGACGAGCACGUGACUAUUGAGGCACCUAAUAUCAUGGAUAAUAAGCAUGGGGAUUUCGUCCAGUUGACAUGGCAGAAUAUAAAUUCUAAGGGAGUGCCUUAUGACGUCGGCUCAGUGAUGCAUUAUGGGUCAACGGCGUUCUCCAAAGCUGGAAAUCCGACCGUAGUUGCACGGAAAUCUAAUUUACAGCGAGCUUUAGGACAACGUCAUGGACUCUCCUUCUAUGACGUCAAACUGGCUAAUUCUGUCUAUUGUAAAGAUUGUUGUAAUAAUGUUCAAUUGUCUCAGCCUUGUAAAAAUGGUGGCUAUCAGGAUCCUAAAAUAUGUACUAGGUGUCGCUGCCCAGAAGGAUUAUCCGGGGACUUUUGUGAGACUGCAGCUCCCCCUGUCGGACUAUCAUGUGGAGGAAACAUCAACGUGACAUCAACUGUAACAACUAUAGGGUAUUUACAACCUUUUCAAAAAGGACACCAGUGCAAUUGGUAUCUCAAGGCUCCGCCAGGUAUGAAUGUUCACCUUGACCUUGUCGGAGACUUCAUCAAUUUUGACACGUGCUACAAGGAUCACUUUGUUACCUGUGACAGCUUUUUAGAAGUUCGUUAUUCUGCAGAUCUGGCUAAUACUGGCGCAAGAUAUUGCUGUUCGUUAAAAGAAGACCACACUGCCCUAAUAUCUGAAAGCAAUGAUAUGGUGGUCCUUUUGCGUGGCCAUAAUACUGGAUCCGUAGGAUUUAAAGCAAAUAUCUGGGCAGAAUCGUGUGGAGGAUGUUCACUGUUAAAUACAACAGCGAUGACCGCCAGAUAUCGUCCUUGUUACAAGAGUGUGUCACAAACAUGUAGGAAAACUUGGAAAAAGAAACAAUGGGUCAAAUGCAAAAAGUCCUGGUUCUCACCUCGCUCCAAUACUAAUUGCAAUAGAUAUCAGAUGGUUGAUGUGUCACGUGAUGAAACAUGUACGGUUGUUGUGCCAUCUUGUUGUAAUAAUUAUCACUUGGAGGGCAACUUUUGUGUAGCAACAGCUGCAGUCAAGGAUGACGACGCUAUGUCUUCAGAUAUGCCUGCUGCUCCAGGUCCAAGUAAUGACGACAAUGCCACUAAACAUGGCUCGAGUGACGUCAUAAGCUGGUCAACAUGGUCUCCUUGCUCAAAGACGUGUGGCGGUUGUGGAAACAAAACAAGGCACAGAGAGUGUACCAACCAAGAAGCGUGUGGAGGGGAUGACCAUGAGGAAAUUGAAGGAUGUGCAGCAACGCCAUGUGAAACUCCAGUUAUGACAACAUGUACAAGGACUGUGGCAACACAAGGUUUCUGUCCACCCUGGUCUGCGAAUUCAUGUACAAAAUACCGUACGGAAACAUAUACAUGUCCAGACCCCGCUAUGAUGUGCUGCAAGGGAUACGUUCUCCAAGGAGGGCUUUGUGUGUCAGUCAACACGUGAAGAUGAGUAACAUAAAGAUUGUUUAUGUCGUGAUGUAGAUGUUCACCAUGAACCAUAUAGUUUGUAAAGAGUCCCAGUCAACUAGGUGAAUAGUGCUUGGUAAUAAUAACAAAAGUUCCCUUGUGACAUAUCUCAAGUCACCUUAAUGCGUAAAACGUCUCAGAUAUGUUUCUAUGAGUACGAAGAAAUAAUCCAGGUGUUAAGAAAACAUCAUUGAUACGCAUACUACAUACAUAUGUAUCAUAUACAUAUACACUACAGAAGUCAUUUUCCGGAAUCAUACAAACAGGGACAGAAAUAUAAGUACGGUAACAUAUAUACAUAUGUUUAUAUGUGUUUAUGCUGUUUCUUGGAUUAAAGACGCUUUGGCUUUAUUUUAAAAGUCUUACAAAAUUGCCUACGUAUAUAGACAAAAUUGGUUAUUACAUUCAAUGUGUAGGCUAAUAUCUGAUAGCAUAUAUACGUUUUUGUUUGUUUUUGAGUGUGAGUGUGCUGACAUGUCUUCCUACCAUUUCCUUGAACUUAAUAUAUUGGUACUAUAAAUAGCUUGAUAUUAAAUCACGACAUUUUGGAAGUACUAUCUAGGUCUUACUUUCAUGUAUAUUCCCAGUGCAUAUUUCAGAUAUAAAAAAAAACAGCUAAAAACAAUAAAUAAAAAAUGAAAUCCAGCGUGAUUUAUCAAAAUAAUUUGAAUUAACCUUUUAGAAAGAAACCACAUUUCGUACAAAUUCAGGUUUUUCAAAGUUCGUUUUCUGAUUCUGAAUUGUUUUUUAAGCUGGUUUAUCUCAAUUAUGACUUAAAAAUGUCAUGGAAAAUCAAACGAAAAUAUGUUCAGUUCUAUAUUGUAUGGAGGAAGGUGUGUGCGCGAUAAUAUGCUAAUUUAUUUUUGUUUGUUUGUUUUUUAAUAUUUUUUGUCUAUAUUAUUAUUAACUGAUUAUUUAGAUGAACUAUUUCCAAUGAAAAAUACCAUAACGUUUUAAUAUCCAAAGUACAAAAUUCACACGUUUUAUUGGGUGCGUUCUUCUUAAAAAAAUAUGUAUUCUGUUUGUAUAUGUGAUCUUGAGAUAUACAUAUAUGCCGCUUGAACAAUGACAUCAAAAGUACAGCUGCAUGCUACUAGCUUUUCAUUAAAUGAUAUAAGAGAAAAUAUCAAAGUGAAACUGUUAAAAUAUUCUAUACACGAUUCUGAAGUUUCCGUCGGUCUCGCCGAAACAUUACAUAAUACCAAUGUUUGUUUCCAAAUGUUUGUUUUGUAUGCCAGAUAUAUAACACAACAGUUUGUCAGAUGGUUUUACCAUGGUCAAAGUAAUCAUUAUAAUUGUUUUAUUCUUCUUUCUUUGUUUUUCAUGUUCUGAAUAUUGUUUUCGCUGGUCGAAACAUGUUUGCAAUACCCGGUUAAGAAGCGUAGACAAAUGCCUACUAGUCGAAAUCCAUCAGCUAAUGAUAUGUAUAUGCUAUCUUUAAUUGAUUUAGAAAAGGAUGCGGGUCGUCCUAAUACAUACAUAUAUGUUUCUUUAUUUAAUAUAUGUCAUAUUUGUGUCUAACAUUUCUUGCCAAUGUCACUUAGAAAUAAAAAAAAAAAUGAAAUUAAUGUGAAAUUUAUAUUUAAUCCUUAGAAAAUAGAAACUUGAUUUUUGUCAAUUACAUACAAAAAUGGAUGAUAUUUUUUGCUUUAUAAUCAUUUGGAAUGUCCUCGUUCACUGACCCAGUGAAUUAAUAUUCAUGGAGUUUUAUUUCUUAUUGAAAGAACAUACCACUGAAUAUUUUGCAAUACCCACUGUUUGGUACUGCUAGUAUAUAGUCAUCUAGUCAUACUUGAUACUUUUGGCACAACUAAUGUCAAUCGAACUAACUGAAUUUUCAUAUAUCGUCAAAACAAGAAUAGAAAAAAGAAAAAGAAAACAAAAUCGUCAAAUUUAUUACCUGAUUUACUAACAUAGGUAAAAUGUAAACAUGAUUGGGAUUUGACGUUCUGGUCGGUAUUUCAUGAUUCAUGUAAAUUAUGUCGUUUCAGAAGUAAAAUACUUUGUUUUUAUGAUACUUGUGGUUUAAAGUCUUACCCAGGUUGAAACUGUUUUAGCUUAACAGCGCAAGAAGAAUAUAUUGUAUAGUUGGUAAUAUUAGUAGGGAUUUGAUUUUGCUAUAUUCGUUUUUAUUAGAUAUACCGAAAAAAUAGAUAUCCAACGGAUAUCUAUAUGUACUCACAGAUAUGUAAAAUUGCUUACAGCAUAAUGUUUAACAAAGCUUUAAUGCGCGAAAUACCCGCGAACUAUUCCAACACGGGCAACCACGAAAAUGCAAGUCCCGUGAAAAUCAACAACUAUACAGUAUGUUAUAUUUUAAUCAAACAUGAACAAAAAUAUGAUAAAUUCCAGAAAAAAAAUGUAUAAUGUAAGUGAAGUUCGUUUUAUGCAGAUUUAAAUUCGGCUUUAAUUAUUACUUUCUAUGUAACUGAUUUUGAAGCUAUGAAUUCAAUUGAACAUUGGUAUGUUUUAUUUUACUGAUGUGGAACAGAAAUUUUCAAUGCUUGUGAAAUAAAAUUUCAGAUAAUG
Pecten maximus is the source of this 5029-nucleotide messenger RNA. Its product is annotated as zinc metalloproteinase dpy-31-like. The record is from RefSeq and is a predicted model, not a curated record. Lineage: Eukaryota; Metazoa; Mollusca; Bivalvia; Pectinida; Pectinidae. The coding region runs from base 255 to 2477 and encodes 740 amino acids. The transcript has 17 exons. Gene Ontology annotation, molecular function: metalloendopeptidase activity; zinc ion binding. Gene Ontology annotation, biological process: proteolysis; molting cycle, collagen and cuticulin-based cuticle.